AUGGAGCCGGAGUUCUGCUACGGGAAUGGCUCAUGUGUGAGGACGGUCUACCCUGUCACUGUCCGCAUCACCCUCUACUUGGCCCUGGGGUCUGCGGUGGUCCUCACGGUGCUGGGGAACCUCUUCGUGAUCGUGGCCAUUUCUCACUUCAAGCAACUCCACACGCCCACCAACUACCUGAUCCUAUCUCUGGCCGUGUCCGACUUCCUGCUGGGGGUUCUGGUCAUGUUCCCUGGCAUGAUCAAUGCGGUCGAGACCUGCUGGUACUUUGGGGACAUGUUAUGCAAGCUAUAUACCAGCUCCGAUGUCUUGCUGUGUACUGCUUCUAUAUUGAACCUGUCCUUUAUAUCCAUUGACCGCUAUUAUGCCGUGUGCCACCCUAUGCUCUACCCCCGUAAGAUAACGGUUCACACCGCGGUCGUCAUGAUCCUGGUCACAUGGUGUGUCUCUGCUGUGUUUGGCUUUGGGAUGAUCUUCCUCAAUCUGAAUAUUAUGGGAAUGGAGGAGUUCUACUAUAACAACGUGGUGUGCGAAGGAGGGUGCAUUCUGUUUACGACUGGGGUGGCCAGCACACUCUCGGCUGUUAUCGCCUUCUACAUCCCCGGGGUCAUCAUGCUGGGCACUUACCUGAAGAUCUACAUGGUUGCCCAGAGACAAGUGCGCACCAUAGGCCUACAGAACAGCCGCUCCUCCAAGGUGGACAAGCACCAGAGGAAAGCCACCAAAACGCUGGCCAUCAUCAUGGGUGUGUUUCUGUCCGUCUGGUUGCCGUCUUUCCUCUGUUCCAUAAUCGACCCCCUCAUCGGCUACUCUGUACCGCCUGCUUUGUUCAACACAUUUGUGUGGCUGGGGUACUUUAAUUCCACUAUCAACCCAUUGAUUUACGCCUUCUUUUACAGCUGGUUUAGGAAAGCUUUUCAAAUGAUCAUUUCCGGUAGGAUCUUUCGGUCGGACAUGUCGGACACAAAACUGUUUGCAGAGUGA
This is a messenger RNA of Gadus morhua (Atlantic cod), 984 nucleotides long. RefSeq names its product trace amine-associated receptor 1-like. Gene Ontology annotation, biological process: G protein-coupled receptor signaling pathway. NCBI's taxonomy places the organism in Eukaryota, Metazoa, Chordata, Actinopteri, Gadiformes, Gadidae. Gene Ontology annotation, molecular function: trace-amine receptor activity. Gene Ontology annotation, cellular component: membrane. The record is from RefSeq and is a predicted model, not a curated record. The transcript has a single exon. The coding region runs from base 1 to 984 and encodes 327 amino acids.